This is a messenger RNA of Thecamonas trahens ATCC 50062, 942 nucleotides long. RefSeq names its product 26S proteasome non-ATPase regulatory subunit 7. Gene Ontology annotation, biological process: proteasome-mediated ubiquitin-dependent protein catabolic process. The record is from RefSeq and is a predicted model, not a curated record. The coding region runs from base 1 to 942 and encodes 313 amino acids. The transcript is spliced from 3 exons. Gene Ontology annotation, molecular function: protein binding; metallopeptidase activity. NCBI's taxonomy places the organism in Eukaryota, Apusomonadida, Apusomonadidae. Gene Ontology annotation, cellular component: proteasome regulatory particle; proteasome complex.
AUGCAAGCUCCUACGUCUGUGACAGUUCACCCUGUGGUCCUCCUCUCUGUUGUGGACCACUACAACCGCGUCGCCUCGGGUUCUCGCAACAAGCGGGUCGUCGGUGUCCUCCUUGGCGAAAAGUACAAGGACGGCCGCAUCGACGUUACCAACUCGUUCGCUGUGCCGUUUGACGAGAACUCCAAGAACCCGGGCAUCUUCUACCUCAACCAUGACUUUCUCGAGCGCAUGUUCGGGAUGUUCAAGAAGGUUGCAGCCAAGGAGAAGAUCGUCGGCUGGUACCACUCGGGCCCCAAGAUCCGCGAGUCUGACCUCGCCAUCAACGAGAUCUUCCGCGGCUACGUCCGCGACCCGGUCCUGACUAUCAUCGACGCGUAUUACGCUGUGGAGGAGAUUCCCGAGGACGGCUCGGAGCCGCGCAAGACCUUCCGCCACAUCGCCUCGGACAUUGGCGCCGAAGAGGCCGAAGAGGUCGGCGUCGAGCACCUGCUCCGCGACAUCAACGACUCGACUCUCUCGACCCUCUCCAACGAGGUCAAGCACAAGCUUAACGGCCUGCGCGGACUCGGCGAGCGCCUUCGCGCCAUGCAGAAGUACCUCGAAAACGUGGUCAACGGCGUGCUUCCGGUCAACCACGAGAUCGUCGCCCAGAUUCAGGACGUCUUCAACCUCCUGCCCAACAUCUCGUCCGAGGGCAUGGUCAAGGCCUUUGCCGUCAAGACCAACGACAACAUGGUUGUCCUCUACCUCGCUGCCCUCAUCCGCUCCGUCCUUGCCCUCCACAACCUGCUCAACAACAAGAUCUUUACCAAGUCUGCGGAGCAAAAGGCCGAUGAAGAGCUCGAUGCCGCCGACGCUGCCGCCGCAAAGUCGGCUGCCGCUGCCUCGGCCGCCGCCACCGACGCCUCGAGCAGCGCAAAGUCCGGCAAGGACGCCGAGUAG